UUUUGAGAGCAAUUUUACCAGAUUUGGUUGCAAAAAAAGUACGGAAGACACUAAGGCUUUUCCGUGUUUUGUUUUGGUGAGAAAAAUUUGUUUCCGCGCACGUGCAGAAUCAGCGACACAAAGAAGGAACUAAUACGCGUUUAAUAUUUCAUCACUAAGAACAUCAACGAGCAUGUUUUUCCCCACAUCGACGUCCACCAGCACUCGACAGGCCUCGGUGCCCAGUCGUGUCGUACCUGGAGUUGUUCCUGCGCAGCUACAGCAGCCUUGGCACCGGAACACCUCGACAAGCUGAAGUCGUCGAAUUGCUGUCGAUUCUCUGUCGAUUUUCUGUCGAUUCCUUGUCGAUUUUGGCCGAUAUCUUCCUUGUUUUCUGCCUGCGUGCUUGGUCCACUGCCGUGUACAACCCAAGUAGCGCAUACAAUAAACAGUUCGAGAAGCAUGACCACCGUUGUCAUGAAUAUAGAGCACAAGUGUUUGUGCCUAAUGCGACGGCUCUGCUGCCUUGCUUCUCGGUGGUCGUUGUCGAUUCCUUGUCGAUUCCACUCGUUGCGCCCAUGUUUCGGGGUGACCUCUGUCGAGUCCGUGUCGAUUCUUUGUCGAUUCCUUGUCGAUUCCUUGUCGAUUCUUUGUCGAUUCUUUGUCGAUUUCGUACAAUUUCGUACAAUUGUACGAAAUUCGCUGUUUCUUUUAGAAAUAUUGAUUUCGUACAAUUGUACGAAAUUAGGAAAGUGACAUUUUCUUUCAGAGCUGCUGAUUUCGUACAAUUGUACGAAAUGAGAAAAAAUCGACAAGGAAUCGACAAGGAAUCGACAAAGAAUCGACAAGGAAUCGACAAGGAAUCGACAAGGAAUCGACAAAGAAUCGACAAGGAAUCGACAAGGAAUCGACAAGGAAUCGACAGAGGCUCCGCGCCGCUGCUGUGGAUGCACUUGGGCGCGCGCGGACACUGGGCGCGCGGGCAGCGCUGCCGCGGCCCGCAGAAUGCAAGCACGCCUGCGAAAGUGGCGGACAGUGUUGUCCCCUGUUUCGUACAAUUGUACGAAAAGCGGCUUGCUCCUUUAGGUCGUCGCCUGCUGGCGCCGCCAUCCCCCCGAUGGUAAUGUACGAAAUCGCUACGCCGCAGGGUGGCGAUGUGACGCCACGUGCCACGCCGCUUUUCGUACAAUUGUGCAAAAUCGCCACGCCGCAGGGUGAGCGGGGCCUCCAUUUCGUACAAGUGUACAAAGCAAGGCUCGAGCCGGAAGAUGACGCACAGUGCAAAAGCCGCGCAGCCGGUUCGAUACAGUAGAACCGCAGCGCGGCGUGCAAUUGUUCGACACCGAAAGGGGACGCCAAAAACUGCCAGCGACUUGGAGCAAAGCGCUGGCUUUGUGUGGUUUCAAGUCGCCGGCCUUCUCUCUGGCCGUGUGGCGCACGACAACAGUCGUGAGCGUAGACAUUGGAGCACGUGCGUGCGAUUUUCGUUUUGGAUAAGGAAUCGACAAAGAAUCGACUAGGGGUUUUGCAAAAUUCGUCGGGAGUUCACUGUCGAGGUGUUUCCGUGUCAAGGUGCCCAGUCGUGUCGUACCUGGAGUUGUUCCUACGCAGCUACAGCAGCCCAUGCUCUCUUUUAUCAAAUGUGAAAAUGUCUGGGUCUGGAAGGUUAGAACUUGUAAUGCUAAAUCUGAAUGAUCCAAAAAUCUGUGUUGCGUGAGUACCAAAAGCUGUCUGCUUUUGACCAGGUUGAGAGGGAGUUUCUCAUGCAGGAAAGGGAUGAUAGAGACCUCAGAAAAUCUGUCAUGCUGGGUCUCGCAUUCCAGAACUCAUGGGUGAUGGAAAACCUGCAUCACAAAUCUUCCAUUCUUCCAGACCCAGACAUUUUUACAGUUGAUAUCUUUCCCCGGGCAGCAAAACGUGCCGGGAGGCGUUCCCGUGUACCAGCCACAGCAGUCUAUGCCCCAGUUCGUGCUGCCACAGCAAUCGGUGGGUGGCGAAACAGCCAACAGUUCUGCAGCGAGCAACAAAGUCGGGAACUUCUACCGGCCCGCACCAGGGAACAAUGUGAUCCGAGGCUUGCCGCCACCCGGGCCCGUUGGGGUUCCCGCACCACAGCAACUACCGCAGCAGUUCUUCCCCAGUAGUGGAAGUGCCGGAACCUUCAACAUGUCAGGUGCUGGAUUGGUGAGACGUAAUGGAAAUGCGUAUACGCAGAACAAUUUCAGUCAAGGACAUCAGGGGUCGUCCAGGAGCAACUACAGUGUGACUGAACAUCAAGUAUCGCAGCAAGAGGAACUGCAACACCUACACAGUGCAUCACAAGGGGAUCCGCAAGAGCACCAGGAACAAGCCAGCCAAUCGCGGAACUCCAGAUCCUCCUCUUCCCGAUCGGGGCCACACUUCGCGCAACCAGCCGCGCGAAACAGUACCACCACCGGAGGAGCAAUGACAAAUGUAAACAGCAGGUCUGUCUUGACCAACAAAACUACCGGCCCUGUGUCGCGCAACUCUACCUCUCUAAACACGACCAAUCUCUCCGUCGGGCAGCAAUCUGCGGCGAUGAACCAGGUGGAGCAGUUGCAGCGGCAGGUAGCAGAAUUACAAUCCGAAAACGAGGAACAGGCACGGGAGAUCGACAGACUACACAAGAUGCUGGCAGAAAGGGACGCCGGUGCGGGAGUCGUCGUGCGAACGCCGGGGGAACAGAAUGCAAGCCGAUAUUCGGCGACGGUAAGAAGUAGAAAUGACACGCCCUGCUCUUGUGCGUAAAAAGUGAAGUAUUUGUCGUUGUCGCUUUCGUGGCAUGCGAAACAUUGCUCAGAAACGACAAGCUGCUCUGAAUAACUGGAAUUGUGUAUGAAACACCAAACAGAGCGGCGGGUCACGAAACAGCGCGAAUCGCGGUGGCGGGCAGCAUCAUUUGCACACACGGCAGCUCUAUGCGAGCACACGGCCAGCGGUACUGAUUUUUUUUCAAAUAAUACUAGAGAUGCUUGCAUAGAAGCACCUCCAGGCGCCGCCUUCGGCUGUCCGAAUAGAUUGUUGCUACAAGUCAUCACGCGCUCCUCGCUGCAGUAGCCCAGCGUAGCGUAGUUUUGCCACCAGUUGUGCCCAACAUAAUUUUGACGUGGAACAAGGUUCCCUACACGCCAUGGGAUUUGCGUGAUCCAGUGGACAAUCGCCUGGCUGAGUUCUACAAUUCGACCGGCUCCGCCGUGUAUCAACUGUAAAAAUGUCUGGGUCUGGAAGAAUGCAAGUUUAUUGUCAUGCUUGUCUGGCAUGAAUUGAGAAUCUGUGUUACAUAGGCACGAAAAGGCCCUCUUACCUGUCAUGCAAAAACGCAGUUUACCAUGCGGAAUACGUAAGACAUGGGAGCCAAAAAAUUUGUCAUGCAUAGCUGCGUAAUGCAGUUCGUAUACCAUUCAUUUUUAGCAUCACAAGUUUCCAGACCCAGACAUUUUUGCAUUUGAUACCGUGCCGUUUCAUCGAAUUAACAAGGGGUUUUACCGAUACGGCGAGACCGUCGUCGAGCUGGUAUCAAGUGUAAAAAUGUCUGGGUCUGGAAGAAUGCGCGAUUUGUCAUGCUGCUUUUCCAUGACCCAUGAGGUCUGGAAUGCCGGAGCUAGCAUGACAGAUUCUGCGAGAACUUUCUAAUGCCUAUCCUGCAUGAGAAACUACCUCCCGACUUGGUCAAAAUUGGGCGGCUUUUGGUAAUCAUGCAACACAGAUUUUUGCAUGCUGCAGAUUUAGCAUGACAAGUUGCAAUCUUCCAGACCCAGACAUUUUUACAUUUGAUAGCUGGAUAUCAUCAACCAUAAACUGAUGGCAAAAACAGAGGUAUAGAAGCAAGUGGUUUCGCUGGAAAAGAGACGCGAAGUAGUUCGGUAUGUGAAAUGCUGCCAGUGUAUGAUAGUUCCAUUUUUUCAUGCUCAUGCCAUCGUUCGGGUGCUAUGCGAAACAACGUUGAAAACAGGACGGCUGGAACCGAGGGAAGUGGGGUGCGAUCGAAAAGUUCAUGUCGGCGUACGAGCCAAUGGAAAGGGAGCGCAUGGGGCUGGAUGCGCUGGAUGAGGAGAUUGACGACGUGUUUUGAAAACGUUGCAUGCGACGCACCGUGCUGUUCGUUUGCAUACCUAGGAGAAGAGGCCUCGCCCGCCAUAUUGCAGAUGUGCAAAGGAGAAGUUUAAUCGAAUAUGAUAGGUCUAACCGCUGAUGAUAUCGAGGGCGGGAGGAAACACAAAAACCCGCAGAAUUUCAUCCUGUUCGAAGAAACUGUUUUAAGGGGGUUAUCGAUAUAAAAGAAACGCUAAAUUCGUCUGUUCUAUUGGUGGAGC
This is a messenger RNA of Amoebophrya sp. A120, 4313 nucleotides long. NCBI's taxonomy places the organism in Eukaryota, Dinophyceae, Syndiniales, Amoebophryaceae. The record is from the annotation of a GenBank genome assembly.